Malurus melanocephalus (red-backed fairy wren) is the source of this 2720-nucleotide messenger RNA. It is a transcript of the gene SLC46A1, whose product is annotated as solute carrier family 46 member 1. The record is from RefSeq and is a predicted model, not a curated record. NCBI's taxonomy places the organism in Eukaryota, Metazoa, Chordata, Aves, Passeriformes, Maluridae. Bases 61 to 1473 code for a protein of 470 amino acids. The transcript is spliced from 5 exons. Gene Ontology annotation, cellular component: plasma membrane. Gene Ontology annotation, biological process: transmembrane transport. Gene Ontology annotation, molecular function: transmembrane transporter activity.
GGAGCGGAGCCAGUCCCAUCCCGGGAGGAGCGGUGUCAGCCCCGGAGCCUCCGCCCCUCCAUGGCCGCCAUGGCCGCUCCGCCGCCCGCCGAGCCCCCGGUGCCCCCCGGYCGGUGCCKCCCGUCGCUGCUCGCCGUGGAGCCGCUGCUGUUCCUGGCCACCGUGUCGCUGGGGCUGCAGGGUCCCCUCGCCACGCAGUACCUGUGGGACCGGCUGGGAGCCGAGCACGGCUACAGCGACCGCAACGGCACCGACUCGGCCGGGUGCGGGGACGGCAACGCCACCGCUGAUCCCCUGCGGCAGGAGGUGGAAGCCCUGGUGUCCCACUGGAACCUCUACAUCAACCUGGGGGGUUUCUUCGCGAGCCUGUUCUCCGUGACUCUCUUCGGCCCCUGGAGCGACAGCGUGGGCCGGCGGCCGGCGCUCAUCCUGCCAACGGCGGGCAUGGCCCUGCAGACGGCCAUCUACCUGCUGGUCAUGUACCUGGAGCUGCACGUCGCCUUCUUCCUGCUGGGACGCAUCCUGAGCGGCCUCACCGGCGACUACAACCUGAUCCUGGCCAGCUGCUUCUCCUACGUGGCCGACGUCAGCGAGCGGCGCGCKCGGACAUUCCGGGUGGCCAUCCUGGAGGCCUGCCUGGGCACCGCGGGCAUGGUGGCCAGCAUCRGCGGUGGCCAGUGGCGCAAGGCCCAGGGCUACAUCAACCCCUUCUGGCUGGCCUUCGCUUCCAGCCUCGCCGCCACCCUGUAYGCCGCUCUCUUCCUGCGCGAGUCGGUGAAGGAGAAGAAGGCGGCCAAGCUGUUCACGCUCAGCCACUACAAGGCUGUGUACAGGCUCUACACCGCCCCGGAGCGCCCCAGCUCCAGGUGGAAGCUGGUUCUGUACUCCCUGGCUUUCUUUCUGAUUGUCACAGUGCAUUUCGGAGCCAAGGACAUCUAUGUUCUGUACGAGCUCGGCUUUCCUCUCUGCUGGACUUCCGACCUCAUCGGUUACGGCUCGGCCGCCAGCUACCUGGCUUACCUGAGCAGCCUGGUGGGGCUGAGGCUGCUGCAGCUCUGCCUUGAGGACACCUGGGUGGCAGAGAUAGGGCUGAUCUCCAACAUCGCUGGCAUGGUGGUGAUUUCCCUGGCGACCACAACGGCGCUGAUGUUUACAGGUUAUGGGAUUCUGUUCCUUUCCAUGGCAGCCACUCCAGUCAUCAGAUCCAAGCUCUCCAAGCUGGUCAGUGAGACGGAACAGGGUGCUCUCUUCGCUUCUGUUGCCUGCGUGGAAGGGCUGUGUUCGCUGGCGGCGACGGGAGUGUUCAACUCCCUCUACCCGGCCACCUUGCACUUCAUGAGGGGAUUCCCAUUUCUCUUCGGGGCUAUARUCCUUCUCAUUCCAGCAGCUAUCCUUGGGGGGAUACAAAUCUGGGAUUCCAAACAUGACUACAAYGACUUCCAAGAUGCUUCCCUGUCCCCUGCAAAAGACUGAAUUUAUCAACAAGGAACCGGCCAGCACGGCAGUGUCCACCUGAAGUGGACAAAGUGGACAAAAAAUUGCACUUUAUUCUUCCCCCAAAGGACAGAUCAGUGUGGCAGGGACACCCUGCUUGUCCUUACUAACUCUUAAAUGCCAAACAGUUGGAAAUCAGAGGAGGAGCUCGAUUUGGAGCUGUGAGUGCCUCCUCAGUGUUGUGUUGGCUCAUCUGUCAGAGCRAACCCAAGAGACCCCAAAGCCAAUCAAGCUGCUGUGGGCCUUUUGCAAGGCUGAUUCACGGUUUGGUGUGGCCAGGAGGCUCUGCCAUGCUUUUAGUGGGGAGAGAGGACUGAGUUCUGGUUUAAUUGCCAGGCAUUUUCCCCUCUGAGUAGCACAGAGUGCAGCAGAUGAGCUGUGUGAGGGUGAGGCAGUGUCCUGCUGCACAAGGGAAGAUCUGUGCUCCAGAUCAUCGCAUUGCCAGUAAAAACCCUACAAAUGUGACAUGCCACAAAAAUCCCUAUGGGGAGGGGUGGUUUAGCACAGGGGUGCUAUUGCUGUCCUUARUGACCAAACCAGUGUUAGAUUUGAAAGUCAGAGGUGUCCCAGGGAGGGGAUCUCAUCAUUGAAGUGUUUGUAGGAAUUCCAGUGGGGUGUCCUGCCUGUCUGCAGCUCAGCCCAGGAUCUCACAGGUGUUUUUUGGGAAAUAACAGAUCACCUGAGAAUACUGCAGUGCCAGUGGAAUGAAUCCUGGGUUGGGAGGGGACCCACAGGGAUCAUUGAAGUGACUCCUGUACGUGCCUUAAUUGACCCUUGCCAAACCUGAUGAACCUAAGGCUAAAAUUGUYCAAAUUGUUCCCCCCUUACACUGCAAAACUGAGCCCCAGCCMCGUGAAAUCCCUGCUGUGCUUACCCAGAGCCCAUCCUCAGCAAGCUGAUGUGAGAAACAGGAACAGUGACUUGAAGAUUAAUUUUUUUUUUUUUUUGUUAUAUAUGGCAUAAUUUUGUGUUGAUGACCUCAGUCCUUCUGCCUGGCUUGGGAUCUGUUGAUUCCAGCAAGCCAACCCCAUGUCCAUGGUGCUUAUAAUUGUUCUUUUGAAGCAUUGCCUGUGCUGCUGCAAUCCUUUUUUUUUCUAUUCACCGUGCCAUAAACCAGCAGUUCUGUGUACACUGCACUGCACACGCUGUUCAGGUACAGGCAGUAAUGACUUUACUGUUACUUUCAGAAUGAAUAAAACCUCCGUGCUCUUUUAUGGUUCAUAAAA